This is a messenger RNA of Alligator mississippiensis (American alligator), 13586 nucleotides long. It is a transcript of the gene DNAH17, whose product is annotated as dynein axonemal heavy chain 17. The record is from RefSeq and is a predicted model, not a curated record. Gene Ontology annotation, molecular function: dynein intermediate chain binding; ATP binding; minus-end-directed microtubule motor activity. Bases 69 to 13457 code for a protein of 4462 amino acids. Gene Ontology annotation, biological process: microtubule-based movement. Gene Ontology annotation, cellular component: dynein complex. NCBI's taxonomy places the organism in Eukaryota, Metazoa, Chordata, Crocodylia, Alligatoridae. The transcript has 80 exons.
UGGAGCUGCGGGGCAGGCCUCGUUAGGGACCCUUGAACGAGCUUGUCUUGGCCCCGGAGGAGAAGGCGAUGGCGACGGACAAGCGGCACGAGUUCGUGGAGAGCUGCACGACGCUGGCGCUGCGCUGCAAGCCCGACAAGUGGGCCAAGCUGGUGGGCAGCGAGGAGGGCAGCGCCACGCUCGCCGAGUUCUUCGACAAGCAGGACGUGCUGGCGCUGGUGCUGAGCCUGAGCCCCGCCGGGCAGCUGGUGCCCUGCCUCGACUUCCCGCCCGCCCUCAAGGGCAAGGGCAUCUACUUCGUGAAGAAGAAGCGGGAGAACAUCACCCGCGACAACUGCCGCGCGGGGCUGCUGGUGGGGGACCUGGGGCCCUCGCCCGUGGAGCAGCUGAUCGCCGCGGUGGAGGAGGUCGUCUACUCGCUGUUCCUGAAGGAGGGGAACCUGAGCGGGUGGCCCCACGUGGUCUCCGAGGACGUGGUGAAGCAGGCCCACCGGCUGAAGAACGAGAUGUUCGUCAUGGGGGGCAAGAUCCAAGGGAAGACGCUGCUCCCCCUCCCCGAGCACCUGGAGGAUCUGGACAGCUCCUGCACGCUGCUGGGCAGUCUCCCUGCCGCACUGGACAGCGCCUUGCUGCACAGCAUCGAGACCACCAUCAUCGACUGGUCCCACCAGAUCCGGGACGUCCUGAACAAGGACUCGGCGCAGCCCUUGCUGGACGGCUCCAACCCGCUGCCCAGGGUGGAGUUCGACUUCUGGCGCACCCGGCUGAGGAACCUGGGGUGCAUCCACGAGCAGCUGCUCUCCACGCGCGUGACCAUGAUCACCGGCGUGCUGAAGAAGGCGAAGAGCUGCUACUGGCCGGCGCUCAAGGCUGUUUUCAAGGACGUCAAUGCAGGGCUGAAGGAAGCCAGUGACAUCGACCUGUACCUGAAGCCGCUCCGGGUGCUGCUGGAGGAAAUGGAGCAAGUGGACUAUGCCCAGCUGCCACCCUACAUCGACCAGGUCCUGUACACGGUCUGCCUGGUGUGGGCCAACUCCGGGCACUACAGCACGCCCUCCCGCAUCAUCGUCAUCCUGCAGGAGAUCUGCAACCUCUUCAUUGAGCUGACCCGGAACUUCCUGAGCCCGGAGGAGGUGAUGAAGGGCCUGCAGGGCGAGAUCGAGGAGAUCCUGGGCGGGAUCAGGCUGAGCAUCACCGUCAUCGAGAAGCUGUACCGGACCUACGACGCCUGCUGCUCGGACGCCAUGCCCGCCUUCUUCCAGGACAAGGAGCUGCGGCUCUGGGAGUUCCCCUCCUCUCUCGUGUUUGGCAGGAUGGACUCGUUCCUGCACCGGCUGAAGACCAUCGAGGAGCUGUACGUGACGGCCGUGGAAUUCCUGAAGCUGGAGAAGAUCGAGCUGGGCGGCGUGCGAGGAAACAUCCUCGGGAAUAUGGUGUUUCAGAUUUAUGAGGAGGUCUCGGAGCUCAUCAAGGUGUUUGCUGACUGCAAAUACGAUCCCUUGGAUCCUGCGGAAGAGCAAUUUGAUGUGGACUUUGCGGAGUUCCAGACCAAAGUCCAGGACCUGGACAGGAGGCUGGUGACCAUCUUCUGCCAAGGAUUCGGUGACUGCAACAGUUUUGAGUCUGCUGUGAAGCUCGUCCACAUGUUUGCAUCCCUCCUGGACCGACCUCUGAUCAAGACAGAAGCAUCUCCUCGCUACUUGACCCUGCUGGAAAUGUUAAAUGCUGAACUGGACAAUGCCAAGGUCACGUACGAUGCCCAGGUAGUGGCUGCCCAGUCGAGCAGAGGCGCUCUGCCCAUCAACAAGAACAUGCCCCCCGUUGCUGGGCACCUGAAGUGGGCUCUGGAGCUCCAAGAGAGGCUGGAUGUGCAGAUGAGGGAGCUGCAAGCCAUCACUCACCCCAUCAUGGCCAGCGCUGAGGCGAAGCUGGUGCACGAGAAGUACAGGGAGAUGAUACGUCUGCUGCAGAAUUACCGCGACCAGACCUACGAGGAGUGGAUAGGCCAGGUGGAUGCCGACUGCCAGUUCAACCUGGAGCAGCCUUUGCUGCGGAGGGAUCUGGACUCCAUGCUCCUAAGGGUCAACUUCAGCCAGAAGCUCGUUGCUGUUCUCCGGGAAGUCAAGUACUUGAAUUUCCAGCAGCAGAAGGAUAUUCCGGGGAGUGCCGAGAGCCUCUUUGCUCGCAACGAGACUUUCCGCAAGUUCGUGGACAACUUGGAUCUCAUCGUGGGUUGGUACAACAAGAUCAGGUUGACGGUGCUGCCAGUUGAACUUCCUCUGAUAAAGGAGGAGCUGGAGGAGACGGACGCCAAGCUGAAGACGGCCGAAACCACGCUGUUCUGGAGCAGCGAAGGGGCUAUGGAGUACAUCCAGGAGAUGAGGGACGGUUUAUACAACUUAGAGGCGAGAAUCCAGAAAACGAAGCUAAACGUAGAGAACGUUGUCCAGCUCAUGCAGGACUGGGCCGCCAGCCCUUUGUUUGAAAGGAAGGACAACAAGGAGAUGGCCCUCUUGGACCUGGAUGGGAAGGCGAGCAACUUAACCAAGCGCUACGCAGCCAUUCAGGACGUAGGGCUGAAGAUUCAGGCCAUGCUGACAGAGAACACAGACUUAUUCAAGGCUGACAGCACGUCCCGGACGUGGCUGAACUACGUGGAGUACGUGGAUAACGCGGUCCUGGACGGGUUCUUCCAGUUCGUCCACAACUCGCUCCAGUUCCUGCUCACCAACAUGGCACCAGGGGCCAACGUCGCGCCACUGUUUGAGGUGCGCCUGGAGCUGUACAGAGACGACCUGCGCUACCACCCGUCCCUGGAGGUGGGGGCAGAGAACGGCUUCCUGGAGCUGGUGGAAAGUCUCACGAACGACAUCUAUGAAGCGGCCAGGUUCAUCCCCCGCCUGGCCCACGGCAAGCAGAGCUACAAGAGCAACCUGGAGGACAUGUCGGACCUGCUGGAGAUGCGGGAGGAGGUGGCAUCUCUGGUCAUCAGCGCCAUGAAGCAGGGGGAGGAGUACGAGGACUCCUUCGAGAAGUACAGCUACCUGUGGAUGGACAACCCCCGCGACUUCAUGCAGCAGUUCCUCACGUUCGGGCGCGGGCUGACACUCGAGGAGCUGGAGUCCCACGCGGAGGAGUACCUGCCGCACGCCCCACCGCCCCUGCAGCAGUUCCAGCUGCAGAUCGAUCUGUACGAGAAGCUGUAUGAGGAGGUGUCCAAGUUCGAGAACAUGAAGGUGUUCAGCGGCUGGCUGCAGAGCGACUGCCGCCCCUUCAAGCAGGCGCUCCUCAACACCGUCAAGCGCUGGAGUCUCAUGUUCAAGCAGCACCUGGUCGACCACGUCACAACCAGCCUCCAGGGCCUAGCAGAUUUCAUGAAGGAAGCGAACGCGGGCCUGACUAAGCCCCUGAAGGAAGGUGACUAUGACGGGCUGGUGGAGGUGAUGGGACACCUGAUGAGGGUCAAAGACCGGCAGGCAGCCACAGACCACAUGUUUGAGCCCCUGAAGCAAACCAUCGAACUCCUCAAGACCUACGGGGAAGAGAUGCCGGAGGAAAUCCACAUGCAGCUGCACGAGCUGCCGGAGCAGUGGAACAACACCAAGAAGCUGUCCUUCCAGGUGAAGCAGAACGUGGCCCCGCUGCAGGCUAACGAGGUCUCCAUCAUCCGCAGGAAGUGCCAGCAGUUCGAGGUGCGGCAGCACGAGUUCAGGGAGAAGUUCAGAGAAGAGGCCCCCUUCACUUUUAUGGAUCCGGAUCCAUACCAGUCCUUGAACAAGCAACAGAAGAGCAUCACCGCAAUGGAGAGCAACAUGGAAGCCCUGGCCAAGUCCGCCGGGCUCUUUGAAGUGUCCAUCCCGGACUAUAAGCAGCUCAAAGCAUGCCACAAAGAAGUGCGUUUGCUCAAGGAGCUCUGGGAUAUGAUUGUCUUGGUGACCGCGAGCAUCGAUGCCUGGAAGACAACGAAGUGGAAAGACAUCAACGUGGAGCAGAUGGACAUCGAUUCAAAGAAGUUCGCGAAGGACAUCAGGAGCCUGGACAAAGAGAUGAGGAGCUGGGAUGUGUUCAUUGGGCUGGAUAACACCGUGAAGAACAUGAUCACCUCCCUGCGGGCCGUGAACGAGCUGCAGAACCCCGCCAUCCGGGACCGGCAUUGGCACGAGCUCAUGCAAGCGACCAAGGUGAACUUCACCAUGUCAGACGAGACGACCCUGGCUGACUUGCUGCAGCUGAAUCUCCACAAGUUUGAAGAUGAAGUUCGCAGCAUUGUAGACAAAGCGGUGAAGGAGUCGGGGAUGGAGAAGGUGCUGAAGUCCCUGGACAGUACGUGGUCCACCAUGCAGUUCGAGCACGAGCCUCACACCAGAACAGGCACCAUGCUGCUCCGGUCCGACGAGGUGCUCGUAGAGACCUUGGAAGACAACCAGGUGCAACUGCAGAACCUGAUGACCUCCAAGUACCUGGCUCACUUCCUGAAGGAGGUGUCGAGCUGGCAGCGGAAAUUAUCGACGGCCGACUCUGUCAUAAGCAUCUGGUUUGAGGUGCAGAGAACGUGGAGCCAUCUGGAGAGCAUCUUCAUCGGCUCCGAAGACAUCCGGAAGCAGCUGCCAGACGACUCCAAGCGGUUUGAUUUGAUCGAUAAAGAUUUCAAAGAAUUAAUGGCUGACGCCAUAAAAAUCCCUAAUGUGAUCGAGGCAACAAACAAACCAGGGCUCUAUGAAAAGCUGGAAGCCCUACAGAAAAGCCUGGCACUGUGCGAAAAGGCUUUGGCCGAGUACCUGGAGACCAAGCGCCUGGCUUUUCCCAGGUUCUACUUUGUUUCGUCUGCAGACCUGCUGGACAUUUUAUCAAACGGAAACGAGCCUGUUGAGGUGGGCCGGCACCUGGCCAAGCUGUUUGACAGCAUCGCGAAACUCAAGUUCAAAAUGGACCCAAACGACAAGCCCCUGAAGGUCGGCGUGGGGAUGUACAGCAAGGAGGACGAGUACGUGGACUUCGACAAGGACUGCGACUGCUCCGGGCAGGUGGAGAUGUGGCUGAAUCGUGUGCUGGAGAGGAUGCGCGCCACGCUGCGCCAUCUCAUCCCCGAGGCCGUGGUGACGUACGAGGAGAAGCCGCGCGAGCAGUGGCUGUUUGACUACCCCGCGCAGAUUGCUCUAACCUGCACCCAGAUCUGGUGGACGACGGAGGUCGGCAUCGCCUUCUCCCGGCUGGAGGAGGGUUACGAGAACGCGAUCAAAGACUACAACAAGAAGCAGAUCAGCCAGCUCAACGCCCUGAUUACGCUGCUCCUCGGCAGCCUGUCCUCGGGCGACAGGAUGAAGAUCAUGACGAUCUGCACCAUUGACGUACACGCCCGAGACGUCGUGGCCAAAAUGAUCACGGCCAAGGUGGAGACCUCCCAGGCCUUCACAUGGCAGUCGCAGCUGCGGCACCGCUGGGACGAGGACAAGCGGCACUGCUACGCCAACAUCUGUGACGCCCAGCUGCAGUAUUCCUACGAGUACCUGGGCAACACGCCCCGGCUGGUCAUCACUCCGCUCACGGACCGGUGCUACAUCACGCUGACGCAGUCCCUGCACCUGAUCAUGGGCGGCGCCCCAGCGGGCCCCGCCGGCACCGGGAAGACAGAGACCACCAAGGACCUGGGCCGCGCUAUCGGGACCAUGGUGUACGUCUUCAACUGCUCCGAGCAGAUGGACUACAAGUCAUGCGGGAACAUCUACAAGGGGCUGGCGCAGACGGGCGCCUGGGGCUGCUUCGAUGAGUUCAACCGCAUCUCGGUGGAGGUCCUGUCCGUGAUUGCCGUGCAGGUGAAAUGCGUCCAAGACGCCAUCCGGGCCAAGAAGACCACGUUCAGCUUCCUCGGCGAGAUGAUCGCCCUCGUCCCCACCGUCGGGCUCUUCAUCACCAUGAACCCAGGCUACGCAGGGCGGACCGAGCUGCCCGAAAACCUGAAGGCUCUGUUCAGGCCCUGUGCCAUGGUGGUGCCCGACUUCGAGCUCAUCUGUGAGAUCAUGCUGGUGGCAGAAGGCUUUCUCGAUGCCAAACUUCUAGCAAGGAAGUUCAUUACUCUCUACACUCUGUGCAAGGAGCUGCUUUCCAAACAGGACCAUUAUGACUGGGGCUUGCGGGCCAUCAAGUCGGUGCUGGUUGUGGCCGGCUCCUUGAAGAGAGGGGACCCCGGCCGCGCGGAGGACCAGGUCCUCAUGAGAGCUCUGCGGGACUUCAACACCCCCAAGAUAGUGACGGACGACCUGCCCGUGUUCAUGGGGCUCAUCGGGGACCUCUUCCCAGCACUGGACGUCCCCAGAAAGCGGGAUCUCAACUUUGAGAAGGUCAUCAAGCAGUCCAUCCUGGAGCUGCGGCUGCAGGCGGAGGAGAGCUUCGUGCUGAAGGUGGUGCAGCUGGAGGAGCUGCUGCAAGUGCGGCACUCGGUGUUCGUCAUCGGCAACGCGGGCUGUGGCAAGUCGCAGGUCCUGAAGUCCCUGAACAAGACGUACCAGACCAUGAAGAGGAGGCCCGUGGCCGUGGACCUGGACCCCAAAGCCGUGACCUGCGAUGAGCUCUUUGGAAUCAUUCACCCGGCGACCAGGGAAUGGAAAGACGGUCUGUUCUCCACCACGAUGCGAGACCUGGCUAACAUCACGCACAAGGGCCCCAAGUGGAUCAUUCUGGACGGGGACAUCGACCCCAUGUGGAUCGAGUCUCUGAACACCGUCAUGGACGACAACAAGGUCCUCACCUUGGCAAGCAACGAGCGCAUCCCCCUGAACCCCACCAUGAGACUGCUGUUUGAGAUCAGCCACCUGCGGACGGCAACGCCUGCCACCGUGUCCAGGGCCGGCAUCCUCUACAUCAACCCCGCAGACCUGGGCUGGAACCCCGUGGUGAGCAGCUGGAUUGAGAAGCGCACGGUGCAGUCCGAGAAAGCCAACCUGAUGAUCCUGUUUGAUAAAUACCUGCCCACGUGCCUGGAGAAGCUGAAGUUUGGGUUCAAGAAGAUCACGCCAGUGCCUGAGGUUACGGUGAUCCAGACCCUCCUGUAUCUGCUCGAAUGUCUCCUGACUCCGGCCAGCGCGCCCCCGGACUCCCCCAAGGAGCUCUACGAGCUCUACUUCGUGUUUGCCUGUUUCUGGUCGUUCGGAGGAGCCAUGUUCCAAGACCAGCUCGUGGACUAUCGCGUGGAGUUCAGCAGAUGGUGGGUGAACGAAUUUAAAACCAUCAAGUUUCCUUCUCAGGGGACUAUUUUUGACUAUUUCAUUGAUCCUGACACAAAGAAAUUUUUGCCGUGGACUGAAAGAGUGCCCAAAUUUGAACUGGAUCCAGAAAUCCCAUUACAAGCCUCCAUGGUGCACACGACAGAGACCAUCCGGAUCCGCUACUUCAUGGACCUGCUGAUGGCGAGGAAGUGGCCUGUGAUGCUGGUGGGGAACGCGGGCACGGGGAAGUCGGUCCUGAUGGGGAACAAGCUGGAGGCGCUCAACACCGACGACUACCUGGUGCAGUCCGUGCCCUUCAACUUCUACACGACCUCGGCCAUGCUGCAGGCGAUACUCGAGAAGCCCCUGGAGAAGAAGUCGGGGAGGAACUUCGGGCCCCCGGGCACCAAGAAGCUCAUCUACUUCAUAGACGACAUGAACAUGCCGGAGGUCGACAAGUACGGCACGGUGGCGCCUCACACACUGAUCAGGCAGCACAUGGACCACGGGCACUGGUAUGACCGGAACAAGCUGACCCUAAAGGACAUCCACAACUGCCAGUACGUGGCCUGCAUGAACCCGACCGCCGGGUCGUUCACCAUCGACUCCAGGCUGCAGCGACACUUCUGCGUGUUUGCCGUGAGCUUCCCUGGGCAGGAUGCGCUCAUGACCAUCUACAGCACCAUCCUGGCCCAGCACCUGGCCAUCCAGAAGGUCUCGCCGGUGGUGCAGAAGAUCCAGACCCAGCUGGUUGCAGGAGCCUUGGCCUUACAUCAGAAGGUGACCACGACCUUCCUGCCCACAGCCAUCAAAUUCCACUACCUCUUCAACCUCCGGGACCUCUCCAACAUAUUCCAGGGCCUGUUGUUCUCCACUGCUGAAUGCCUGAAGAACCCCAUCGACCUCGUGCGGCUCUGGCUGCACGAAGCGGAGCGGGUGUACGGCGACAAGCUCAUCGACGAGAAGGACCAGGAGAGCUUCGGAAGGGUCCUCGUGGCCACCUGCAAGAAGCACUUUGAUGAGCUCGGCGAGACCCUGCUGUUCACCAAGCCCAACAUCUACUGCCACUUUGCCCAAGGCAUCGGGGAGCCCAAGUACCUGCCCGUGUCGGGCUGGCCAUCCCUGAACAAGCUGCUGGCGGAGGCCCUGGACACCUACAAUGAGGUCAACGCAGUGAUGAACCUGGUGCUGUUCGAGGACGCCGUGUCGCACAUCUGCCGGAUCAGCCGGAUCCUGGAGGCGCCGCGGGGCAACGCGCUGCUGGUGGGGGUGGGAGGCAGCGGGAAGCAGAGCCUGUCGCGCCUCGCAGCCUACAUCAGCGGCCUGGACGUCUUCCAGAUCACGCUGAAGAAGGGCUACGGGAUCCCGGACCUCAAGCUGGACCUGGCCUCACAGUACAUCAAGGCGGCCGUGAAGAACACGCCCACCGUCUUCCUCAUGACGGACUCGCAGGUGGCGGAGGAGCCGUUCCUGGUCCUGAUCAACGACUUCCUGGCGUCGGGCGAGGUGCCGGGGCUCUUCCAGGACGACGAGGUGGAGAACAUCCUCAGCUCCAUGCGGCCGCAGGUGAAGUUCCUGGGGCUGCCGGACACGCGGGAGAACUGCUGGAAGUUCUUCAUCGACAAAGUCAGGCGGCAGCUGAAGAUCAUCCUGUGCUUCUCGCCUGUGGGGUCGACUCUGCGGGUGCGUGCGAGGAAGUUCCCUGCCGUGGUCAACUGCACGGCCAUCGACUGGUUCCACGAGUGGCCGGAGGACGCGCUGGUCUCCGUCAGCGGCCGGUUCCUGGAGGAGACAGAGGGGAUUGAGCCGGAGGUCAAGGUCUCCAUCAGCCAGUUCAUGUCCUUCGUGCACGAGAGCGUGAACGAGAUGUCCAAGGUGUACCUGGCCACGGAGCGGCGCUACAAUUACACCACACCCAAAACCUUCCUGGAGCAGAUCAAGCUCUACCAGAACCUGCUCGCCAAGAAGCGGAGGGAGCUCAUCGCCAAGAUCGAGAGGCUGGAGAACGGCCUGAUGAAGCUGCAGAGCACGGCCUCGCAGGUCGACGACCUCAAGGCCAAGCUGGCGGUGCAGGAGCUGGAGCUGAAGCACAAGAAUGAGGACGCCGACAAGCUGAUCCAGGUGGUGGGCAUCGAGACAGACAAGGUGAGCCGGGAGAAGAUGAUCGCCGACGAGGAGGAGCUGAAGGUCCAGGUCAUCAACACGAACGUGGCAGAGAAGCAGAGAGCCUGCGAGACCGACCUGGCGAAGGCAGAGCCUGCUCUGAUCGCGGCGCAAGAAGCCCUCGACACGCUGAACAAGAACAACCUGACGGAGCUGAAGUCCUUCGGGUCGCCCCCCGAGGCCGUGGUGAACGUGACAGCCGCCGUGAUGAUCCUGACCGCACCCGGGGGCCGCAUCCCCAAGGACAAGAGCUGGAAGGCGGCAAAGAUCAUGAUGGGGAAAGUCGACUCCUUCAUCGACACCUUGAAGAAGUUCGACAAGGAGCACAUCCCGGAGCCCUGCCUCAAAGCCUUCAGGCCAUACCAGUCGGAUCCCACCUUCGACCCCGAGUUCAUCAUGUCCAAGUCGACGGCGGCCGCGGGGCUGUGCUCCUGGUGCCUUAACAUCGUGCGCUUCUACGAGGUGUACUGCGACGUGGCGCCCAAGCGGCAGGCUCUGGAGGAGGCGAACGCGGAGCUGGCCGAGGCGCAGGAGAAGCUGAGCCGCAUUAAAAACAAAAUUGCGGACCUAAACGCCAACCUGGCAACCCUGACGGCCGAAUUUGAAAAGGCGACAGCCGAAAAAAUCAAGUGCCAGCAGGAGGCCGACACCACGAACAGAGUCAUCAUGUUAGCAAACAGGCUGGUCCGGGGCCUGGCCUCCGAGAACGUGCGCUGGGCUGAAUCGGUGCAGACCUUCCAGGAGCAGGGCAAGACGCUGUGCGGGGACGUGCUGCUCAUCUCCGCCUUCGUGUCCUACGUGGGCUACUUCACCAAGAAGUACCGGGCCGAACUGGUCGACCGGCACUGGGUCCCCUACUUGAACAAGCUCAAGGUGCCCAUCCCCGUCACGCCGGAGCUGGAUCCCCUGAGCCUCCUGACGGACGACGCGGACGUGGCGACGUGGAACAACCAGGGGCUGCCCAGUGACCGCAUGUCCACGGAGAACGCCACCAUCCUGUGCAGCACCGAGCGCUGGCCCCUCAUCGUGGACGCCCAGCUGCAGGGGAUCAAGUGGAUUAAGAACAAGUACGGGCAGGACCUGAAGGCGAUCCGGCUGGGCCAGCGAAGCUACCUGGACAUCAUUGAGCAGGCGGUCUCCGAGGGCCACACGCUGCUCAUCGAGAACAUCGGCGAGACGGUGGAGCCCGUGCUGGACCCGCUGCUGGGCAGGAACACCAUCAAGAAGGGGAAGUACAUCAAGAUCGGCGACAAGGAGGUGGAGUAUCACCCACACUUCCGCCUCAUCCUGCACACCAAGUACUUCAACCCCCACUACAAGCCCGAGAUGCAGGCACAAUGCACGCUCAUCAACUUCCUGGUGACGCGGGACGGGCUGGAGGACCAGCUGCUGGCUGCCGUGGUGGCCAAGGAGCGCCCAGACCUGGAGGAGCUGAAGGCUAAUCUCACCAAGAGCCAGAACGAGUUCAAGAUCUUCCUGAAAGAGCUGGAGGACUCCCUGCUGGCCCGGCUCUCCGCCGCCUCGGGGAACUUCCUGGGGGACACGGCGCUGGUGGAGAACCUCGAGACCACCAAGCGCACGGCCAUGGAAAUCGAGGAGAAGGUGAGGGAAGCCAAGGUGACGGAAGUCCGAAUUAACGAAGCAAGAGAGAGCUACCGGCCGGCUGCGGAGCGGGCGUCUCUGCUCUACUUCAUCCUCAACGACCUCAACAAGAUCAACCCCAUCUACCAGUUCUCGCUGAAGGCGUUCAACGUGGUGUUUGAGAAAGCCAUCCAGCGCACGACGCCCGCCGAGGAGGUGAAGCAGCGGGUGGCCAACCUGACGGACGAGAUCACCUACUCGGUGUUCAUGUACACGGCGCGCGGGCUCUUCGAGAGGGACAAGCUCAUCUUCCUGGCACAAGUGGCAUUUCAGGUCUUGCUGAUGAAGAAAGAAGUGAACCCGGUUGAACUGGACUUCCUCUUGCGCUUCCCCUUCAAAGCCGGCGUGGCCUCCCCCGUGGAUUUCUUACAGUCUCAAGGCUGGGGAGGAAUUAAGGUCCUCUCCGACAUGGAUGCGUUCAAGAACUUGGACAGCGACAUCGAGGGCUCGGCCAAGCGCUGGAAGAAGUUUGUGGAGUCGGAGGCCCCGGAGAAGGAGGUCUUCCCCAAGGAGUGGAAGAACAAGACGGCCCUGCAGAAGCUGUGCAUGAUGAGGUGCAUGCGGCCCGACAGGAUGACCUACGCUGUCAGGAACUUUGUGGAGGAGAAGAUGGGGAGCAAGUUUGUGGAAGGCCGGAGCGUGGAGUUCUCCAAGUCCUACGAGGAGAGCAGCCCGUCCACCGCCAUCUUCUUCAUCCUCUCCCCCGGCGUCGACCCCCUGAAAGACGUGGAGGCCCUGGGCAAGAAGCUGGGCUUCACCAUCGACAACGAGAAGCUGCACAACGUGUCGCUGGGGCAGGGCCAGGAGGUCGUGGCCGAGAACGCGCUGGACAUGGCGGCCGUGCAGGGCCACUGGGUCAUUCUGCAGAACAUCCACCUGGUGGCCAAGUGGCUGGGCACGCUGGACAAGAAGGUGGAGCGGUACAGCCAGGGCAGCCACGCCGACUACCGCGUGUUCAUGAGCGCCGAGCCGGCCCCCAGCCCCGACACACACAUCAUCCCGCAGGGGCUCCUGGAGAACGCCAUCAAGAUCACCAACGAGCCACCCACGGGCAUGUACGCCAACCUGCACAAGGCGCUGGACCUCUUCACGCAGGACACGUUGGAGAUGUGCAGCCGGGAGAUCGAGUUCAAGUGCAUCCUGUUUGCCCUCUGUUACUUCCACGCGGUGGUAGCGGAAAGGCGUAAAUUCGGCGCUCAGGGCUGGAAUCGGUCUUACCCCUUCAACAACGGAGACCUGACCAUAUCCAUCAACGUGCUCUACAACUACCUGGAGGCCAACGCCAAGGUGCCCUGGGACGACCUGCGCUACCUCUUUGGGGAGAUCAUGUACGGGGGGCACAUCACGGACGACUGGGACCGGCGGCUGUGCCGCACCUACCUGCAGGAGUACGUCCGCGUGGAGAUGCUGGAAGGAGACAUGCUCUUGGCGCCCAGCUUCUUCAUCCCUCCCAACCUGGACUACAAGGGCUACCACGAGUACGUGGACGAGAGCCUGCCGCCCGAGAGCCCCUACCUGUACGGCCUGCACCCCAACGCCGAGAUCGGCUUCCUCACCGUCACCUCGGAGAAGCUCUUCCGCACCGUGCUGGAGAUGCAGCCCAAGGAGUCGGAGGCGGGGGCUGGCACUGGCGUGUCCCGCGAAGAGAAGGUCAAGGCCGUGCUGGACGAGAUCCUGGAGCGGCUCCCCGAGCCCUUCAACAUGGUGGAGGUGAUGGCGAAAGCAGCGGAGAAAACGCCCUACGUGGUGGUGGCCUUCCAGGAGUGCGAGAGGAUGAACAUCCUGACCACGGAGCUGCGGCGCUCGCUGAAGGAGCUGAACUUGGGGCUGAAGGGGGAGCUGACGAUUACGACAGACAUGGAGGAGCUGUCUACCGCCCUCUUCUACGACAACGUGCCCGAGUUAUGGACAAACCGGGCCUACCCCUCCUUGCUGGGCUUGGGAGCCUGGUACGCAGACCUGCUACUUCGGAUCCGGGAGCUAGAAGCCUGGACCACCGACUUCGCGCUGCCCGCGACAGUGUGGCUGGCAGGCUUCUUCAACCCCCAGUCGUUCCUCACGGCCAUCAUGCAGUCCAUGGCCAGGAAGAACGAGUGGCCGCUGGACAAGAUGUGCCUCUCCGUGGAGGUGACCAAGAAGAACCGCGAGGACAUGACAGCUCCCCCCCGGGAAGGCUCUUACACACACGGCCUGUUCAUGGAAGGCGCUCGCUGGGACAUCCCUAGUGGCGUCAUCGCAGACGCGCGGCUGAAGGAGCUGACGCCCUCGAUGCCAGUCAUCUUCAUCAGAGCCAUCCCCGUGGACCGCAUGGACACCAAGAACGUCUACGAGUGCCCCGUCUACAAGACGCGGAUACGUGGCCCCACUUACGUCUGGACCUUCAACCUGAAGACAAAAGAGAAACCGGCUAAGUGGAUUCUUGCUGCUGUCGCUUUGCUCUUGCAGGUUUGAUCGUCUACUGAACCACCACUCGGCACAGGCCGCAGAGCCCGUGGCCACUCACUGAACGCGCAGCCCAACCCCUCGUCUGUCCCAGAGGUAUUUUAGCCAUGUGACAAUAAAAGAAACAUCAAGUUCCUA